Oryza brachyantha (malo sina) is the source of this 2088-nucleotide messenger RNA. Its product is annotated as probable protein phosphatase 2C 15. Bases 150 to 1487 code for a protein of 445 amino acids. Gene Ontology annotation, biological process: protein dephosphorylation. The record is from RefSeq and is a predicted model, not a curated record. Lineage: Eukaryota; Viridiplantae; Streptophyta; Magnoliopsida; Poales; Poaceae. Gene Ontology annotation, molecular function: protein serine/threonine phosphatase activity. The transcript is spliced from 9 exons.
UCACACCACCACCACCACCCUCCUCUCCUCCUCUCUCUCUCCUCCCCCCAAAACGAGGGCACCACCGCAUCGCUCGACGCCAAAACGGGACCGGAUUCGGCGCCGCGGCGGGGGCGGGGGCGGGGGCGGUGGCGGUAGCUGGGGAGGGGAUGUCGUCGACGCGGCCCAAGUCGGUGCCGGGCGCCGCGGGCGGCGGGGUCGGGGGCGCCGCGGUGCCGCUCGCCGUGCUGCUGCGGCGGGAGGUGGUCAGCGAGAAGACGGCGGCGGAGCGGCCCGAGCUGCAGACGGGGCUGUUCAGCCAGGCCAAGAAGGGGGAGGACUUCACCUUCCUCAAGCCCGACUGCGAGCGCCUCCCCGGCGUCCCGUCCUCCUCCUUCUCCGCGUUCGGCCUGUUUGAUGGGCACAACGGGAAUGGAGCCGCAAUUUAUACCAAGGAGAAUCUCUUGAACAACAUCUUGAGUGCAGUCCCUGCUGAUCUCAACAGGGAGGAUUGGCUUGCUGCGCUUCCAAGAGCGAUGGUUGCAGCAUUUGUCAAAACUGAUAAAGAUUUCCAAACAAAAGCUCGCUCUUCAGGGACAACGGUGACAUUUGUCAUAAUAGAUGGAUUGUUUAUUACCGUUGCAUCUGUUGGUGAUUCACGUUGUGUACUAGAGGCUGAAGGUUCUAUUUAUCAUCUAUCUGCUGAUCAUCGAUUUGAUGCCAGUAAAGAGGAGGUUGAUCGUGUAACAGAGUCUGGGGGCGAUGUUGGUAGACUUAAUAUUGUUGGUGGUGCUGAGAUUGGCCCUCUUAGAUGCUGGCCUGGUGGUUUGUGUCUAUCAAGGUCAAUUGGAGACCAGGAUGUGGGUGAAUUCAUCGUUCCAGUUCCUUAUGUCAAGCAAAUAAAGCUGUCUACGACUGGAGGUCGACUUAUUAUUUCAAGUGAUGGUGUUUGGGAUGUCUUGACUGCAGAAGUUGCAUUUAACUGUUCACGAACACUUCCUCCAGAGGCUGCAGCGGAACAAAUUGUUAAAGAAGCAAUUCAAGCAAAAGGACUUAGGGAUGAUACCACUUGUAUUGUUGUUGACAUACUUACUGACAAAGCAAAUCUUUCCAUGCCACCUUCAAAAAAGCAACCAGGGAUCGGUGUUUUUAAAAACAUGUUCCGCAAGAAAACAUUGUCUGAUUCAUCAUCCCAUACAGAUAAAGAAUACAUGGACCAAGACAUUGUGGAGGAAAUAUUUGAGGACGGAUGUGCAUUUCUUUCCAGACGGCUGGAUUCUGAAUACCCAGUUCGAAAUAUGUUCAAGCUGUUCAUAUGUGCCAUUUGCCAAGUGGAGUUAAAACCAAGUCAAGGGAUAUCCGUGCACGAAGAUUCAUCACAACCCGGAAACUUGCGUCGCUGGGAUGGCCCAUUCCUUUGCCAGGGCUGUCAAGAAAAGAAAGAAGCCAUGGAGGGGAAGCGUCGAUCACGAGAUUCUUCGUCAAGAAACAGUGGGUCAAGUGAAUAGUCAUUAUGGUUAGAUUUAUCAGGAAGCUACUGACCUUAAAUGCCCCGUCCCCACAAGAGCCAUGGAUUUUGCAACACUUGCCAUUGCCUUUGGCACCUCCUCUACCAUAUAAUAGGCUUGCUUGGAGUUCUGAUAUAGAAUGGCAAUUGAAUUACCAGGAGGGAGGUAGCCUCUGUUGAAUAAGCUUUUAUGGAAGUGGGAAGCUUGUUUUUUCUGACUUUCAGCUUCACACCCAGCAGCUUUACUCAAUCUUUUGGCCAUGACGGCAUGUACAGGUUGAAUCAUGAUCAGUGAAGACCGGUAUGACACGUCUACUGUGAUGUCAACAAAUGUGAGUUACUGAUCUUAUAGAGCUCUGAUGAGUAGCACGGCAUUGUGACUGUUAUUUAGGACUAGAUGAGUACAUCCAUAUUUUUUUUCCGGCCGACAUUUAGCCGUGGUCGAAAAAUAUUCAUACCUGUUGAGGUCCAGCCUUUCCUUAACAACAAUGUAAUUAGCAUUGGAACAAAUUCUUUCAAACAGCUGUGAUUAUUCAGCAAGACAUCUCAUUGACCUGUAUACAAUGUACAGAAUCUUGUUAACAAAAUAGAUGUUUCUGCAA